GCUUCCCCUGUCACAUCCUAGCUUCGUUGGGCCAGGUUGGAUGUGACAGGCCUGGCCCCCCUGCCUGUAAGGAGUGGUGGUGGAAAACCCUUUGUCCAGGGGUGGACACACACACACACUCCCUUCUAGAGUUCUGCCUUUCUAUCAAAAACGUUGCCUCUAAAACAGGCUUGGGAGUGAAACAAUCAGAAACAAGCAGCGGACCAGCCGAAACAACAUGAAACAACCAGCAAGCUGAGACGAAGGAAUGUCCUGUCGAAGCGUCGGUGGAUCUCUUGUUUUCACCGAUUCGUUGGAUGGCCGGCACAACUCCAAGGAUCAACGCGGGGCACCGGGCUUUCGAUGGGAAGCGGUGACCUGGAUUGGCCGCCGCUUGGGGAUUGGCACUGACAUCGGGACGGCAAGCGAGCGAUCCACUCGGCCAGGAUUGGCCCUGCUACUGGUUCUCGUGGUCUUGUUGCUCCCGGUGAUGUUGCUUUUGACUUCGCUGGAAGCCAUGAGGGACUCUCAGAUGCUAUCGCCAGACUGGAUUGCACAGAAGGCCGCCGCCGCCGAGAAGGAUUCAGAGAAUGCAGGUUUGGCCGCCGCAGCAGCGGCGCGGCAGCGAGCGCAGGAGGUCUUUGAGAUCAUCGAGGGAAAGACAGCGGAGCUCAUGAGGACGCCCUUGUCCUUCUUUGGCCGUUUGGGCCAGUUGAUGGAAGACCUGGCGCCUCGAGUGCUUCCCGAAGGAGACGCUAUUGCGCUUGGCUCUCGCUUGCAGAUUGGUGUGAGACGUUUGGCCACAGGUGUCGUGCCAGCGCUAGUGCCGGAUGUGGUGGGCAGCUUCACCAGCCGCGACGAGCUUUUGGACGGCGUGCUGGCCUCGUGCAAUGUUUGGCUGGUGGUGCGACUCCAUCCUUGCAGAUUUCUUCCCAGCCUUAGUGCAUUCUGCAGUGAUGGUGUGAACCCCUACUCACUCUACUGCUUUUGGGACUACCUGUGCCAGCGACUCACUGGGCAGGCGGAGAUCAGCGCACCCCAUGAGAUGCAUGGAGGGAUCCUGGAUCGGAUCUAUGCCAUUUGGAACUGCACCGUGAUGAAGGAGACUUGGCUGCAGUUCUUCGCCGAAACAUCCUUCCUUGGUGGCCAUGUAUUUCAAUGGGUCGCAGCGAUGCAGAAUCUCUUUGAGAAUGCUUUCGUUGGGACUGUGUUGCUGCCGUCCAGUGGCAAGAGGCUGUGGGUGAGUCCCACAGUUGGUGGCCGCUUGAACGUGAUGUACUUGCUGAGGUUCUCCGGCUGGUUCAUUGGUGAGCAAUGGCAGCAGGGUUAUGCUCACGCACGGGAUUUGGAUGCCAGGGGGUAUUGGCAAGCUUUGCCGCGGAGGCCCGGCAUGUGA
Durusdinium trenchii is the source of this 1375-nucleotide messenger RNA. Lineage: Eukaryota; Dinophyceae; Suessiales; Symbiodiniaceae. The record is from the annotation of a GenBank genome assembly.